AUGACUCGUGGAGAGGCUACCCGCGCCAAGGUUUUCUUCAAGGGCGAGCACGAUGACUUUGUCGUCGUUGUCGACAGUGUUGAGGACUACCAGAAGUGGGUUUCUGACAGAUCGACCCCCCUCGCCCAGGUUGUCUCUUCUUUCAAGGUCUUUGCUACUCACCGCCACGGGCCCCACGGCAGACUUGAGGGUGCCUCGAAUGCCCUGCUUGAGAACGAGUUUGGUACUUCCAACGAGGAUGAGGCCGUGAUUAAGAUUUUGGAGAAGGGCACACUGCAGGAGUUUGAGUUGCAAGAGCGCCAGGGCUUCAGAAACGAUGCCAACGCUAUCGGCAGCGGCAGAUAA
Messenger RNA from Podospora anserina S mat+, 345 nucleotides. RefSeq lists its product as uncharacterized. The transcript has 3 exons. Lineage: Eukaryota; Fungi; Ascomycota; Sordariomycetes; Sordariales; Podosporaceae. The record is from RefSeq and is a predicted model, not a curated record. Bases 1 to 345 code for a protein of 114 amino acids.